Molecule: messenger RNA, 1759 nt
Organism: Lynx canadensis (Canada lynx)
Lineage: Eukaryota; Metazoa; Chordata; Mammalia; Carnivora; Felidae
Exons: 8
Coding region: 1-1740 (579 amino acids)
Source: RefSeq, a predicted model, not a curated record
AUGGCAGCUCGGCGGCUGCUGAAGGCACAGGCGGGCUCCAGGCCCGCCAAGUCCUCCCAGGCCGGGCCCAACCCCGAAGGGUGUGUAUCCACUGAGGCUGAGGCAGGCCUCCCCCUGUGGCCCUGCAGGGAAACCCCCCAGCUGGACGCCGUGCUGAGCCGCCUGUCCCAGGCUGUGCUGCAGGAGGGCCACCGCCUGAAGGCCUGGGGCGUCCUGGGCACCGGCACUGGGGCAGAGCUGCUGCGGCCAGCCUCAGCAGGCCCUCAAGGGGGCGCCGACGACAUCCGUGUGAAUCCAGUCACCAAGCUGAUGGUCCCCGGCCCCAACUGUGCAAUGCUUCCGGCCAGUGGCCAUGCAGGGUCCAUACCUCCUGGCUACUUCGUCCACCCUGACACCGGGAGGGUGCUGCCUGAAGCUGGAAACCUGGGGUACGAUCUGCAGGGAGCUACCCUGGUGCCCACCACUGACUUCGGUUCCGGUGGCGUCCGAACGUCAGAGGCUGCCGUCCUCCCCUAUGUGCCCUACCCGACCUGCCCCACCACAGGCUCCCCUCCAACCGCCCGCCUGCCCGUCCUGCAGCCACGAAGGACGUCACAGAUGGGGGCUGUCAUGACAGACCCUGCAACUGGCAUCGAGGUGCCCGUGCUGGCUGUGACCCUGCACCCUCAGACGAGGCAGUGGCUCGCUCUUGGGGGCACAUACUGCAACCCUCUCACCAGGACCUUGGCCCCUCUAGAGCUGGGGGGCCCCAUGGAGGAUCCAGUCACUGGAGGCAUCUCGCCAAUCCUGGGAGUCGGGUUGGAUGAAGACACAGGUCAGGUGCUUGCCCUGGGCGGGCUGCGAGACGCCUCGGGGAACCUUAUGCUGCCUGGCGACAGCUUCGAGGAGCCACUGAGCAGGAAGACAGUCCGGCUCCAGGGAGCUGCGCGACAGGAGGGCAGGACAGUGCCCCACACGGGAGGAUCACAGGCCCUGCUGGAUGCCAACGUGCUGGUGGCCCAGAGGCGAGUGCUUGCUGUGCUGCGCAGCUACCAGGAGAGGCCAGGGUCAAGGAUGCAGGGGCCUCUGGAGGCUGCCAUCAAGGACAUGAGACAGGCACUGGCCUUGAGUCUGCACCAUGUCCUGCAGCAGGCUCGGAGACUAGAGCGGCAGCUGGAGACAGCAGGUGGCAUCGCGGCCGGCGGAGGAAGGCUAGGAACGAUGUGCUAUCCAGGGACAGAGCUGUGGGUCCCAGCCCUCUAUGGGAUGGAGAUCCCAGACCCUGAGGGCUCGGGGCUCAUGGUGCCCAUCCUGGGCAUGGAGACUGAUAGGAAUUCUGGUGACCCCACACCCCUGGCGGGUUCGAUGGAAGAUGCGGAUGGCAAAGGUCUUGUCCCAAUCUCGAUUGGGGCUCAAGCCAUAGACCCCUUGACUGGGGAACCUGGUCCUGUCAUUGGUGCUCAGACAGAUCCCUGUUCCGGAGUGGUGGUGCCCAUUGUCCAGAUGCUGGAGGCCCUACCUCGGGGAGUGAGUGACCCCAGGCUGCUGGACGCCCUGGAGAAGGAGCUGAGAGCCCGGGAGCAGUACUGGCACCGCCGGGAGCAAGAAGAGGUGCGUCUAGCGGAACACCUGGGGCACCUGAGCCAGGAGCUCCUCUCCGUUCCGGGCAAAGAUGCCCAGCGACAGGUGAGGCCCAGAGGUGCCACUUCAUGGUCCCCACACAGACCUUUACCCAGACGACGACACAGGUUUCUUUUGUAAGUGUGGAGCCUUUGUCACG